Messenger RNA from Lolium perenne, 1552 nucleotides. Lineage: Eukaryota; Viridiplantae; Streptophyta; Magnoliopsida; Poales; Poaceae. The record is from RefSeq and is a predicted model, not a curated record.
CUCAUUCUUGCAACAUAGCGAAAGAAAAAAAAAGGGUACACAAUGGGCUGGAGGCGUGGAGUUUAGCCUCUGUAAAGUACUGUUGUUGUUGCACCAUUGUUGUAAACUAUAUGUACAUGUACUUAUUUUAUAUGGAGAGGCCAAAGUAAAUCCUAAUCAGUACUUCAAGCAGUCAGGUAUUUGCCAUUUUGUGAAGGUACUCUCCCAGAAAUCAAAGUUCCCCUGCGCUGCCUGCUCCUGCUCCGGCCCAUCCACCGGAUCUGCGCUCGAGCAGCUUCAUCCGCCGCAGUCCGCUUGCUGACUUUGAGCGGUGGCAGACAGCAGGGAGAUGAAGGAGCGGGACCAAGAUCAUCAAAGCUGUUGCGGCCUCCUCAAGAAAGUGUGUGACAUCUUAGUUGUUUCUCCGAGAGAUAACCGACAUGCCGCCUUGAUAAUUCUUCAGCCCCGACGAACUUGUUUUUUGAAGAAUCGCCGUGUUGUCUUUAUCAUGAAUGUGAAGCCUGGGAAUCUGCCGGAUGUAAUGCCUGCUGGAAUGAUCAGUUCAUUGACAGGAAACCUCCAGGAACAUUUCUCUGACAAUAGUCUACAAUGGUUGUUGGUGGAGUUCGGGCUGAUUGGCUUCAUGGGCUCCAUCCUUGGCAUUCCCUUCAUCAGAUACGACCCUAGAGAUGGAGCUGGCUUGAGGCUGCAGCUGGAUGUUGAAGUCGGAGCUGUGGAGGCUGGUGGCGGAGACCGGUGGAGCUGGAGAUGGCCAUUCUUCUCCGGUGAUUCUGCUAUGUGCUAUUGAGCGGUGCCUUUGCCGGCGGCCUCGAGCCGAAAGGUGGAGCCAGAGCGCCUGCACCAGAAGUAUGGCCCGUGCUGCCGGCGCUGCUGGGGUCCUCGCGGCACGCAGAGGGGCGGCUGCGCGGCGAGGCAAGCGCGGGUGGAGAGGGUCGGCGGCGCAAUGCAGGUGGAGGAGUUGGGCGGUGAGGAUGGUUGGGAUCUAAGAUGGGGUGGCACAGAGGGCCUGUGAUCAAUCACGAGCGAGCUGGGGUCUUCUACAAUCACGACCUAGGACCUGCGAUGCGGCGGCCCAGAGGAGGGCCUGGGAGCUUGUGGAGGACGGAAGACAGAGCUGCUGACCGCGGAGGAGGACGGAUGCAGAGGGGCGACGGUGACUCGAUUUAAAUUGCAGGGCCAUGCACGAGAAGUUCUGAAUGAGUGAGGUCGUUUCAGUACGUCUUCAUUUCUUAUCCUUGCAGAAAUUAGAACGCCAAUGAAUCUUAAAUAGUUCAAAAUACACUAUGCCUUCAUAAAUUAGAAUGCCAAAGUAGAUUUCUUACGACAAAUUUUGAGCCAUGUCCAUGUGACGCGAGGUACUUCAUCAUCUACAUUUACUCUGUUUUUCUCUCUGGCCAUAAAUUGCAGAAAAAUGAUAAUGUUGUCUGUAUUUACCAAAACAAACCUUGUGCUUAUCGCAUGGAUGUAUAAUGGUGGUGUUAGCUGCAGCCAAAUCGUUGAAUUCACUGGUGCCUACACUUUUAUGAAUUAUGCAGUCUGAGAUUGGUGAUUA